Messenger RNA from Aspergillus niger, 300 nucleotides. RefSeq lists its product as hypothetical. The transcript has 2 exons. Lineage: Eukaryota; Fungi; Ascomycota; Eurotiomycetes; Eurotiales; Aspergillaceae. Bases 1 to 300 code for a protein of 99 amino acids. The record is from RefSeq and is a predicted model, not a curated record.
AUGUGCCGUCAUGUCUUCAGUGAAUCUAUCGAAGCCCUUCUCUGUUUUUCCAUCAUAGGGGCCGGUACCUACCAUCCUCUUGUUAUCCUCCAUUUCUGCAGGCCUUUGUCUCUUUUUACAAUCAUAUUCUUGAAAAAUUUCUUUAUAUCUAUUCGGCCCGUCCUGCCUACAACAAAUUCUUCUGACUCGCCUGUUUGCCACCGCAGAUCUCUUCUCAUUUGCCAUCGUCCGCAGGCGUUAUUCUGCCCUUUAGAAGCCAUUAUCGGCCCACGCACCGUCUCGAACUGCUGCCUUCAGUAA